Diaporthe amygdali is the source of this 381-nucleotide messenger RNA. RefSeq lists its product as uncharacterized. The record is from RefSeq and is a predicted model, not a curated record. NCBI's taxonomy places the organism in Eukaryota, Fungi, Ascomycota, Sordariomycetes, Diaporthales, Diaporthaceae. The coding region runs from base 1 to 381 and encodes 126 amino acids. The transcript is spliced from 3 exons.
AUGUGUGUCAUCAUCGUGGACGUAGCUCUUUGCGACUCGACUUGCUCAUAUGCAGCGGCAGACGUGCCCGAUGGCUGCCUCAGAAUCUACCCCUAUACAUACUCUAAGUCUAUCUGCGAAGAGGCUCAACGUGUCCUGGGUUGUUGCGGGAAGGUAGAGAUGGAGAAGCGUGAGAACAAGAAUGGCAGCAGAAUCGAGAAGCGAAUAUGCGAAUCUUGUGUCGCUUGGUCGGCUCUGAUGAGAGACAAGGACGGCCGCAAGGCACGACGCUCGACCAGGAAGUCUGGUCCUCUACGAGAUGACUCAGACAGUGAAUGGCAAACGAGUGUUUUGACGCCCCCAGAUUCUACAGAGCCAUCAGACCUCGAGAUGGAUGUUUAG